This is a messenger RNA of Cantharellus anzutake, 1156 nucleotides long. RefSeq lists its product as uncharacterized. The record is from RefSeq and is a predicted model, not a curated record. NCBI's taxonomy places the organism in Eukaryota, Fungi, Basidiomycota, Agaricomycetes, Cantharellales, Hydnaceae. Gene Ontology annotation, molecular function: DNA-binding transcription factor activity. Gene Ontology annotation, biological process: regulation of DNA-templated transcription. The coding region runs from base 126 to 1007 and encodes 293 amino acids. The transcript is spliced from 2 exons.
CGAGCGCAACUUCAACCCCGUUGACUGGCACGACGCUGGCCGGAAGUCCGACAGGAACCAUACCGCCGAAGCGCAAACAAUGGAAAGCGCCCACUGGUCACCGGAGGGGAAUUACCGUUAGUGAGAUGCUUCCACUUGAAGCUCCGACGCAGGCGCGCCGAUCCUCCAUUUCGAGGGCUCCAUGGCAACAGCCGGCACAAACACAACAACAACAACCACCCUAUGUUGUGACAUCGUCUGCUUCGAGCAUGUCGCCAGAAGCUGAAAGCCGUUCACCUGUGUCUGCGUCGUCCCCUCCAAUGGCGCUGUCUUUGACCUCUAUCAGUGCAUCACCUUCCACUGCCGUUGCUCCUGAAGCGAAUCCUACGGCAAGUACAACAACAAACACGCCCCCAGCGGAAAUCCCAUUGGAUCAACUGGAUCCCAUUGCUCUUAAGAGAAGACAGAAUACUGUGGCGGCCCGACGAUCAAGGCAGAGGAAGUUGGAACAUGUGAGAGCGUUGGAAGCGGAGGUAGUAGCGCUGAGAGGGGAGAGGGAUGCAUUGAGAGAGAGGUGUGGGUCAGGGCCCGAGUCAAGGGCCCGAGUCAGAGAAAUUUGGGUGGCUUGGGGGAGAUGUGACUCACGAACGUCGUUGAGACAUGAAUCAUCGUUUCGCCGCUCACUUUUACGUGAGUUGUUUGUGCUCGGGGUUUCUCUUUGUCCGCUUCUUACUCCUUCUCUCUUUCUCGCUUUCUUUUCCAUGGUCUUUGUGGCACUUGCGUUUUCAACAGGACCUUUUCUUUUGAAUUUUUUUUUCCAUUACUCUUUUGGUUACGAUACGGCUCAUUCGGCGUCCUUCGCGAGUCUUUUUGUGAUACCAAGCUCUUUGUUUUCAUUUUCAUUAUUCCAUUCACUUUCUUUUCUUUCCUUUUCUUUUCUCCCCUUUCCCCCGCUUUUUUUGCCGUCGUGGUCAUCAUACCGCACAAUCCUAGCUUCAAUCCUGACUGCUUUCGCCGCUGUUCCUUGAUAGUCUCUUUGUCCUCCCAGGUUGCCAGUGCCCCUUGUUCUCUACCGAUCGAAGUAUAUCUUUCACACAUACCCUCUUCGUUUUUUUUUGGCCCCUUUGGCGUUCUUGAUCAACAAAACGCAAAAUUAGAAAGCGAACAAAAAAUGGUA